Messenger RNA from Fonsecaea multimorphosa CBS 102226, 1164 nucleotides. RefSeq lists its product as uncharacterized. Lineage: Eukaryota; Fungi; Ascomycota; Eurotiomycetes; Chaetothyriales; Herpotrichiellaceae. The record is from RefSeq and is a predicted model, not a curated record. The transcript has a single exon. The coding region runs from base 1 to 1164 and encodes 387 amino acids.
AUGGCUCCCGUCGUCUCCCACGUCGAUAUCCCCGACCUCAAAUUCUCCUCACUCGAACUUGAUGCACGCUCAGUCGACCCUAAUGAAAUGCCGACAACUUCCUUUUCCAAACGCAGCAUCUUCCCCGAACGGAUCUACAAUCCUCUCCUCCCCCGAAGCGAUGACCCUUCCUCCAUCCUCUCUCCAAUGGAUACCUACAACGUCCUCGCCGCAAGAAACGCCCAAAACACAAAGGAUCCGAAUCCGGGCGCUGGGUCAAUCAAUCCCAACGACAUCAACAUGAAAGGUAUCCAGGCACUCUUUGCUAUCAUCGGCGCUUCAUUUGUACUCGGUGCCAUUUGGUUUUUCUUUUGGGCAAAGAACGGUGGCUUCAAAUGGCAGAAGGGUGACUGGGAAGAGUACAAAUCUACCGUCCUGAGACGGAAGGGUCCCAACGGAACAACUCUCAGCAACGCAACCAAGAGCACGAGGCUGGGUGGUGGUAGCGUUGUGGGAGAUGGAUACUCGGAUAAGGACACGGCCACCAUACCAGAUACCAUGUCCGAGGCCAUGACCGAGACCAGGACAGAGCUGUCUUCUGAAGCACCCAUCAUCAAGGAAAAGCAGUCAAAGAAGAGAAAAGAGACGGCCAAAGAGAGAAAGAUCCGAGAAGCCAACGAAGCUCGCUGGGAAGGUGGCCAUGACUACGAUGUCCGCGCGUAUCGACAUGAAAGACCUGCGCGUGUGGGAGGUCUCAACAAAGACUCGGACGCCCAGUUUUACGGCACCGAUUACACCGAGACAGAACGCGGCGGCAGCGACAUUGUCAGCAACGGCAACCGACAGGCCCCGUCUUCUCGUCAACAUAGUCCCGAGAAACGUCAAACACGCCGCGACUUCUCGUACGGACAAGAAAGCUUCAGCGUCUCGACCCCACCACCAGCUGCUGCACCUUCACCCGGCCCCCGUCCGCCAAGGUACCAUUCACCGAACAAGAAUGCCAGCCCUCAACGUCCGAUCCGCACUGUGCCUGGCUCAUUCCACGCAAACCAGGAUAUUGAGAACCAGACUGUCCAAAGUCAAUACACCAAGACUUAUCACCACCCACUUCCCAGCUUGAGCGGUCAAGGACCUCCAAGAACUGGUGGCUACAGAAGAGACAGACGAAACAGUCUAGAUGACUAA